This is a messenger RNA of Cooperia oncophora, 228 nucleotides long. The record is from the annotation of a GenBank genome assembly. Lineage: Eukaryota; Metazoa; Nematoda; Chromadorea; Rhabditida; Trichostrongylidae.
AUGACUGACUUCAAACCGGAUCCUCUCCGCUUUGACAACCUACUGGACAACGAGAAGCGAAAGUUUAAGAAUUUUUUGCUUUCGGAACCCGAAAUCUCAAUGUACAAGAAGUGGAAGCAUUCGGAAAAGAGAUGUUUCGCGCUUUCUCUAUUGAAUUUUUUAUUCAUGGCAACACAACAGAACAGGUGUGUUUUUUUCCGUUGUGCCGUACUUUACAGUGAGUUAUAG